Molecule: messenger RNA, 3012 nt
Organism: Rotaria sp. Silwood2
Lineage: Eukaryota; Metazoa; Rotifera; Eurotatoria; Philodinida; Philodinidae
Source: the annotation of a GenBank genome assembly
CUCUCCUCCAGCCACUACAAAUCCUCAAUUCCCCAUUUCAUUUUGGAGUUUGCCCACUAUAAAUUUCUUUACUCAGUUUUUGCCCAUUGAAAAUUUCGUCAAUUAGUUUUUGUUUAUGGCGAUUUUACUUUUUCAAAAUUAUUUAAUUAUCUUGGUCUACAUAGGAAGUGCAUUGUUCUCUUCUACUUACAUUAGGCAUAUAUAUACACUCUUUUGUUCUUCUUUAUGUGAAGAAUUAACAGAACAAAACAGAUCAAGAAAAUGAUGAGUGUACAAUGGCACAUUUACUUGUUCUUUUCUCUUUUCUAUCAUCUUUUCUUAUAAUACGUCUAUGAAACAAAAUGACCUGUGUCCUCUUCCGUCCUGUUUAGCGUCUUCUUUCUUAUUUCAUACUAGUAUAUCGUAACAAAAGACGAAAGAAAAAAAAGAACAAAUAUAUAUACGCUACGCUGCUUUGCAGUUAUCAUUUUUUUUGUUCUGUUUUAAAAGACAUUCAUACUAAGGUAUGUCGAAUUCAAAGCGAUCUAAUACAUUGUUAAGCUACAAUUUUUCUUCAAAAAAAUUCGUGGUGACACUGAAAUUUCAACAUCAAAUUCAAAUACAGUUGCAGCUGCGACAAUUAGCACGAAUGAGGAUUCUAAUUUGUUUUUAUCAAAUGAUCCUGAAGACUUAGAUUAUAUAACUGACGAAGCUAAUUUUGGGGUGGAAAGUAAUGAACUUAAAGUAAUCGAUUCUCGACCCGACACCAAUAAGAAUGAUAUUGGUUAUUAUUUAUUCAAUAAAUUACCAAUUGAUGAUUAUUUAAAAUAUUCUCUAUUAACAAAUCAUUUUAAACCCAAUGGAAAAUAUUCGUUUCCAAUUUUAUAUUCUGAUGAUAAUAAACAUUCUCGACGAUUUUUGAUCAAUUGGUUAAACAAUUAUUCAUUUCUUGUUUAUUCACCAUAUAUUGAAGGUAGUUAUUGCAUAAAUUGUAUAUUGUUUCGCAACGUGCAAGGGCAAAAAUUAGAAUUAUUUGUUGAUACACCCUGUCAUAAAUACAAGCAUUUGAAACAUUUCAGUACAUCAUGGAAAAGUCAUAUUAAUUCUCAAUUUCAUCAGAACUCAACAAUUGCUACAGAUAAUUUUAUACGUACGUAUAAAGAUCCAUCGUUAUCAAUUUCAUCAUUAAUUGAUAAAAACAGAUUUGACAAAAUCAAUCGUAAUAAAACAAUAUUAUUAUCAAUCAUUAAAAUAAUAAUUACAUGUGCACGUCAAAAUAUUCCCAUUCGUGGCCACUGUGAAGAAACAAUAAAUGAUAUACGAAAAAUUAUUAAUGGUAUUGAUUCUCAUUCUGGCUCAAAUUUUAUUGCAUUAUUAAAACAACGUAUUGAUGCUGGCGACGAACUCCUUCGUGAUCAUAUAGAACACGGACCCAAGAACGCAUUAUACAUAAGUUCAUUGGUUCAAAAUGAAAUUAUUGAUUGUAUACACAAAUAUAUUUUAAAUGAAGUUUUACAUCGAGUGAAAAAUUGUUUAUUCUCAAUUAUUGUUGAUGAAACCACAGACACAUCAACCGUCGAACAAUUAAAUCUUUCAAUACGAUAUUACGAUAAUAAAACACAUGAUAUAAGAGAAGACUUUUUAGCAUUUAUAGAAACUAUUUCGUGUACUGGUGAAACAAUAGCUAAUGUUAUUCUUGAUUAUUUAACAACCUACAAUUUACCAUUUAACAAUUGUGUAGGUCAGGCAUAUGACGGGGCCUCCAACAUGGCCGGUACCUAUCGAGGCUGUCAAGCAUUAAUUAAACAAAAAUGCUCAGAUGCAGAAUAUUAUCAUUGUUCCAAUCAUUGCCUGAAUCUAUCACUGGUUGAUAGUUGCAGCAUUUCAUACAUUCGUAAUAUGGUGGGAACUAUCAAGGAAAUCAUUAAUUUCUUUACAGAUUCACCAAAACGAAUGCAAGCUCUUCGAUCUGAAAUUACGGAUUAUCAAGACGAAUAUAUUUGCCUAACAAAUAAAAAACGUUUACUUAGUUUAUGUGAAACUCGGUGGGUGGACAGGAACACAUCAAUUGAAACAUUUUUAGAAUUAUACAUUCCAAUUGUUAAUACAUUAGACAAAUUUAGACAUGGAAAAUUGAAAAAUCCAGCAGCUGAACAAUUGUUCCAUUCCAUAAAUAAUUUUCAGCAUAUUAUUUCAACUUGUAUUUCAUGUUUUUUAUUAUCGGAUGUUGUUCCAGUUAGUCGUUUACUACAAACUGAAACAUUGGAUUUUUCAUCAGCUAAUCAAUAUGUCGAUGACUUGUUACAUAAAUUUGAACAACGAAAACAUCAGGCUCAAGAUUAUUUUCAUAAUGUUGUUUAUAGUCAUGCUGAAGAACUAUGUAAAGAAUUGUUCAUUACACCAUCUAUACCACGUCAUUCAGUAUUACAUUGUCGAAAACAAAAUGUGCCAAUUUGUAAUCCAGAACAAUUUUAUUGUGAUCACGUUUAUUUACCUUUUUUAGAAGACUUAAUUAACAGUAUUAAGAGUCGAUUAUCUAGUUUAAAAAGUGGUCGAAUUGUUUUAUUGAGUAAGUUGCGACCAGAGUUAAUUGUACAUGAAAACUUGUUGGAUUUAUCAAAACAUUUAUCGAAACAAUUUGCUGAUCGUUUACCAUCACCAUUGCAAUUAAAUUCUGAAUUGGAAAGAUGGCAAAAAAAAUGCAUUGAUUUACUUAAAAUGAAUGAUGGCUGGAGAAAAAAAUGGAUAAAUGAACUGAUUCAAGAAGUGGACAACGUAUUUUAUCCAAAUGUUCGGAUUUUAUUGAUUUUUUUAGCAACAUUACCAGUGUCAACAGCUUCAGCAGAACGAAGUUUUAGCAAGUUAUCAACAAUCAAAACAUAUUACCGUUCAACAAUGAAACAAAACAGGCUAAAUGGAUUGGCAAUGGCAUAUAUACAUAAAGAUAUUCGUAUAGAUGCAGAUGAAGUAUUAAAAAUGUAUUGUCAAAAAUAUACUCGUCGUCUUGAAUUUGGUGUGCAAACAAUGGAAUAA